Molecule: messenger RNA, 7570 nt
Organism: Cydia splendana
Lineage: Eukaryota; Metazoa; Arthropoda; Insecta; Lepidoptera; Tortricidae
Product: E3 ubiquitin-protein ligase MARCHF4-like
Exons: 7
Coding region: 262-1326 (354 amino acids)
Biological process (GO): immune response; antigen processing and presentation of peptide antigen via MHC class II; protein polyubiquitination
Cellular component (GO): late endosome membrane; cytoplasm; lysosome
Molecular function (GO): ubiquitin protein ligase activity; zinc ion binding; MHC protein binding
Source: RefSeq, a predicted model, not a curated record
UCGGGUUUGACAGUAGACGAGUAACUAAUAAUUUUUAUUGAUAUUUUCGUGUAAAGCAAUGAUAAUUACAUGAAAUGUAAUUCGUCUUUACUGUUAAUAUUUUAACUUUUCGCGAAAAGAUUUAUUUACUUAAAAGGGUAGUGUUAUUCAAGCCAGUGUCAUGUAUCCGGAUGGUUGCUUUGUCGAUAUCCGAUGCGAGUGCGAGUUUAGUUUUUUGUAAUUCUGUAAUGUUAUGAGUGCUCUUUUGAGCUGGUUAGCAUAAUGCCAGUACAGCAGAUUAAUGUUAAGAAUUCGUCGGAAAUCGAGAGUUGGGAAUGGAACGGCGGUUGCGGGCGAGAGGUGAUCCGGGGAGGGUCGGACAGCAGUCGAACCUCAUGCAGCAACUCGAGCGGAGAUAUCUGUCGCAUCUGCCACUGCGAGAGCGAGGUCCACAACCCGCUUCUGGCGCCCUGCUACUGCUCAGGGAGCCUAAAGUACGUCCACCAGAGCUGCCUACAGCAAUGGCUGACGGCGUCCGAGACGCGCUCCUGCGAGCUGUGCAAAUUUAACUUCAUCAUGCACACCAAGAUAAAACCUUUCAAUGAGUGGCGGUUGCUGGAAAUGUCAGGAGUGGAGCGCCGGCGUCUCUGCUGCGCUGUGUUAUUCCACUGCGUCGCCGCUCUCUGCGUCAUGUGGAGUCUAUUCGUGCUCAUAGAACGGGCUGUAGAAGAGGUGCAUCGUGGACUCAUAGCGUGGCCAUUCUGGACGAAGCUGGUGGUGGUCGCCGUGGGGUUCACGGGGGGAGCUGUGUUCAUGUAUAUACAGUGUCGCCAGUACCUGCAUUUGUGUAAUCGUUGGCGCGCUCACAAUAGGAUACUGCUGAUCCAGAACGCGCCGGAGAAGAUGCCCAUCCCGCACCACUCCCCGCCGCGCGCGGCGCGCCGCGCCAUCGCGCACGGGCAGGUGGUAGCGAACAUCGAGCCGGUCCCGGUGCCGGCCGCCUACCACGAGGAGGACGAGAGCGGGGGUUUCGAGUCGUACCGCGCCGACCCGCGCCGCCGGCUAGCCCCGCCUGGCGGGUCCGUGCAGAGGGAACAGCCCGCGCAGCCCGCCAGGCGCUGCUCCGACACGCUAGUUAGUGUCGCGGUCGAAGCUCAAGCUCCCACGGUUUACCACAUCAGCGCGGACCCGCUGGAGGCGGACAUCCGGUCGCUGCUGGCGCUGGACGCGCGCGCGGCGCGCUCCCUCCCCAACCUGCCCACGCUGCCCUCCCUCCCCUCCCUCCCCUCCCUCCCCUCGCUGCGCGCCUCGCGCGAGUCCCUCCUCCCCGCCGCGCCGCCCUCCUGAGGCCCGCCCCCCCACCCCCUCCCCCUCCCGCCCGCGCCGCUCACGCUCUACCCCGACCCCGCCGUCUACUAGGCGCGGCCCUGCAAGCGUGUAUCAGGUGACCGGAGCAGAGUAGAAGAUUUAUUAGGUGGUGUGAAGGCCGAGAAUGCUUCCUGAAAACUACGCCGCUCCGUGUGCUGACCCUCUAACGGACCAUCAGAUCUUUGCAAUAAGAUUUAUAAACUACCAAUUGGUGUUGUCGCCGUUCCUCGGUGAGGCCCCGAAGGCCGAUAUGGCGGAGCUGUAGGGUGGCGAGGCGGGCGGAAUACGACGAGUACCCGGUUUACCCGGUACGCGGAACGGGUCCCGCGAAGCCGCAAGCGUAUACCCCCCCUAGGGCACGUUCCACAAGAAUAUCGCUCACAAAUACCAUUUUUUCUAAUACUAAAAAUGCUGAAAAAUAUUUACUAUAAAUUUAAAUAAAGGUUAAAUAAUAUUUGGCCUGGUAAUAUUUCCUGACUUGACCAAAAUAUUGGAAAUAUAUAUUCUUACACGUUUCAUUAAAAUAUCUGCCAUAGAAAGAAAAACACAUUUGAUAAGCGACAUUCUCGUGGAAUACCCCCGUGAAUUUGCCCCGAAUCUCAGUUAGUAUAAUUCCGCCACUAAAUGUGCGCACACCAGGCAUCAACUUAUCUCCGAAUAAGUGUCACGGAGGUCUGACUCUCGCGCAUUCGGGAGCUACUUUAGUUUUUGUAUAUACAUACUUACAUUUCUGAAUGCGUGAGUUUGCGUCGCUUACGUGUAAGGGGUCGAAUCAUUGGGAGUGGCACAUUUUUGUCCCCCUAAUUUUCUUAUAAAGUAUAUUUUAAUGAUAAUUUUAGUUGUCCCUGACUACUGCCUGAAACAUCAUCAAAAUAUGAAGACACUGUCAAAAAUGUGUCCAAAGAAAUUAGGCACGGCAAUCAAAACACGGUAUUAACCUGGAUAUAGUAUGCGUGCGUUCUAUGCUAAGUUUCCUUUAUAUUUAGCGUCUAAUUCGAGCGAGAGCAACUCGAAAAUAUAAAUAUCUAGAAUAGAUAUCGCUAGUCGAGUAUUUUACUAUUUUACCUACUGAAUAAAAACGAUGAAAUGAAACAUUAUAACGUAUAUAAUAACUGCGAGCGCGCCCGAUCAAUAUACGGCUAGACAUAGAGAAAUGCAAUAAUAUCGUAUGUCACGUGAUGUAUAUUUAUAUACUCUUGAAACUUUACAACUUUGCCCCAUUAUUAUAUCUUUGCCCAUUGAGAUUUUUAAUUAUUAAUUAAACUUUUUUUUUUACAUAAAGUCGGCCCAUAUACAAGAAAUGAAAUGUUUAUAAUUUUUGUUUGGGCAAAAUAUAGAAGAAACGGCAAAGUUACAAAAGUUUAAUGAAAUCUCCACAAUUUGGCUACUAAAAUAAUACCAAUAAAUCUAUUUAUUUUGGUAUUUUCGCCCUAAAUCGGCUUGUUUUCGCAUAACGUGCCUACUUUAUAAAUCCAUUAUGGUAAACUAUUAUAGACUUAACGUUUUACUUUAAUGUAAUCUUAACACAUCUAUUCUAGUUAUUUAUACAGGUACCGACAAGGCAAUAUGUGGAAUAAGAAAGAAGACUUGUGACAGCUGGUGCGAUGGACUAAGGUCAUAUUUACUAGAGAUGCCACGAAUAUAUUCUCUCACUACUUUAAUGUGAAUGUGUACAUGAACAAUACUAAAAUAACUAUGAAUGCCCUAGCAUUCUUUGAACAAGAAAUACUUGAAGAAAAAUGUAUUGUAAGGUGUAAAGAUAAACAUUAUUAAUGACACCAUUCUGCGGCUAAUAGCUCAGUGUAAACAUGACCGUAGUCUUACCGGAUUUAUUUUGAAAGAUCCGUAUAAUCUAAAUCACUUCCAAUAUCCUAGUUUGGCAGUAUUUUGUGCCCUAUUUGGUUACUUUUAAUUUUCACAAUUGAUUCAACCAUCAUAAGUAUGUAAAUAUUAGUUACCCAAGUAAAAUUUUGCUGUAUGUGGUAACUUUGCCCACUAAAAACUUUAGGGCUAAAAUCCCGUUACAGAUAAAAUUGAAUUUUGUGCCUAAGGCUUCAUUUAUAAUAAGCGAUAGGACAAAAAUACGGCCGUAAAAAUAAAUCCAUCAUGUAAUGUAGCUUUACAUUUACUGCGUACUUUUUGUAACCCGUUGAAACACUGACUACAAAUGUUGUGCAUAAUUGUUUUCCAUCGUAUUUUCUCAGAAACGUUCGUAUUUGUCAUGCUACUUCAGUUAACCUUAGUACUUUUUGUACCGAGACUGAUUGAAAUAGCAAAACAUGUUCGUAAGUUCCGUGAAAAUAAGAUGGAAAAUAACUAUGCUCUACAUCUAUACCUACGCGUGGGUUAAAUAAGAGACACGUCAAGAACCCACACUGGAUAGAUCCAAAGCACCGGUAGUAUUUUUCCCGAACAUCAAUAACUUUUUAAUAUUUCAUCUGUAAAAUAUUGUAAACACGAGGCCAAGUUGUAAAUAAUGUUUUCUUUACCUACGCGUGGGUUAAAUAAGAGACACGUCAAGAACCCACACUGGAUAGAUCCAAAGCACCGGUAGUAUUUUUCCCGAACAUCAAUAACUUUUUAAUAUUUCAUCUGUAAAAUAUUGUAAACACGAGGCCAAGUUGUAAAUAAUGUUUUCUCUAAACAAGUACAUUGUUACUUAUCGAAUACUACGAGAAUUGUAAAUAGUGAAAUAUAUUAUUAUAAUACAAAUACGAUGGUACUUGGCAUUUCACGAGCCAAAUUUACUUUAUUUACAAUUUGAUGAAGUCAAUUAUGAUUUAACUAAUGAUUUGCAAUAUUCGAUUCGCUUCGCUUCGCGAGUUCGCUUAAGCCAAAAGGAAUGGUAAUGAUUUUCGCAGCAGUGUUUGUUUGUGUUGCAUUUUCACUAAAGCGUCAAAAGUUCGGGGUCGAUUUUGAUGAAUUAGUCGAUUUUAUGACCCUCCCAGGGCCGUCUUAAACUAUGCUGGGGCCCUUGGGCAUAUAAGAAUUUGGGGCCCUUUUGGAAAGUACAGAAAGCAAAUUAAUACAACAUUUUUCUACUAUGAUCUUCUAUUUAUUAUGAGUAGGUAAUCAGAUAUACUGUUAUUGUCUGUCCUCCGGGGCCCCCUGAGGUUGGGGGGCCCCGUGUGCCCUUAUGGUAAAGACAUCCUCCGAAUGAAUUUCCAGAUAGGAAAAACCGUAGUUAAGUUUGUCUUGAUAAUGGCGGCCCGGAUUAUUGAACGUAGAUUAUUUGCUAUGUCUAUAACUGGUGAUCGGUCGAUAUUUCUUAUUUUUUAUUUAAUGCCAUAAUUGUCGACAUCGACGAAUAUUGUGAGCCCGUUUAUUGUCAGGUGUGACCCAAUUGUAGUUGUAAUCCUAAAAAAACCGAAUUUGGUUUAUUUCAUUUUUGGAACGUUGUUGUUGUUUUGGCGCCUUGAUAAUAAAUUAUGGUCCACAAUUGUAUGUUAGGUUAUUGGAACGAAUGUGUUUAUUUUACUCAUAUUUUGUUACUAAUUGCACUUGUUAUAAACUUCUUAACAUCGCUAUAACAUCGUGAAUAAUGUUGGUGAAAACGAUGCGAAACAUCAUGUCUCAGAUUUUUAACUAUUUUGAUCUCUUAGACUGCGCUACCACAAAAAAAUCGGUUGGUAGAGCAUAAUCUUCUUUGUCAAUUCCAUCACCGCCUAGAGCAUGCUUGGAGAUUUCAUACUUAGAUAAAAUGUAGGUUAAUAUUUUAAAUGUCGAAUCUCCUUAACGUACCUACAUCUCUUCUAGGGCUCUCUUUCCUAACUAGUUCUACAAAAUGAAUCUAACAAACUGUCCGUUUAUUUUUGUAAUGGAAAAUUAUAUUUAUUUAUUUCCAUGUAAAUUACACCUGUAAAGAAAUUUUAUAAAUAUUAGGAUUAAACAAACUGUAUCUCUAGUUUUAGUGGUUUGACUGUGCAGUUUUGUUUAUCACAGUUUUCCUUAUUUAUUUACUGCCAGUACUUACAGUUUAAAAUAUGUUAAACUACUAAAACUAAAGACUUUAAUUAUUUCAGACAAAAUAAUUGGUGAUAUCCUCGUUAGUCGUGCAUUUAGAAAGCAUUUAAACAUUGAGUCCAUGAUAGACGCUUUACCUUUUAACCGUUUGACAUUAGGACGUUUAAAAUUACAUGUACAUAAUUGUGAUGUUUAUAAAAUAUUCUUAACUAUGAUUUGGUAAGAUCGUGAAACAUUGAUUGGUAUAUGAAAGUGGUUUACCCAAGUGGUUGUAUAUUGAAUUUUAACCAACCGAUUCAAUCGAUAUUUUAUUUUCAGUUGUCCCAAAAUUGUGUUAAUUUUUGUGUUGUGGCAGCUAUGGGCAUAGUCAAACGGUUAAUCUCAGAAACUAGGGGCCUACCGCGAAAACCGAAAUUCGCAAAUUGCGGGGAUCAUUUUCUUUUACUUUCAUUAAGACGUAAUUAGAGUGACGGAGAAAAAUGCCCGCAAUUGAGAACUUCGAUUUUCGCGGUUAUAGCCCUGUUUAUAAGCAGUUUUUUCCACGUUUACUGUUCGAAUAUACUACAAAAUUAGGGAUACCAUAUUGCUUUUGUCAUCGAUAAAAACUUUGAAUGUAAUGAGCCCGUUUAAUUUUUUACUGCCAUACUUUUGCCAAAAUCUUUACGAUGUAAGGAAGUUAAAGGUAAUAGUCUAAGUUCGAACGGGUAUCGAAUUAGAAGUUUCCUGUAGGAUAUAUGGUAGCCCUAACUCGCGUUUGGCCAGAUACUGUUAAAAAUUACACAGUAUAAAUGUAAAAAGUGCUGAAUGCUUUAAUCACAUUAGCUUUUAACUCAAACUCUGAAUUGAUACAAUAAUUAACAAUUUUAUUUAAUAGGUUUUUAUAAUACCUUCACUGUCCCGUUAUAAGUCCGUAUCAAUUUUAUUUCAAUUCUCAUCGCCAUGAUGACUGUGAAGGUAUUAAAUAGUCAUUCUAUUUUAUCGUAUUCAUGAUAUAAAUAUUGUACAAACUUGUCAAUAACUCAAACCCAUAACCCUGAAAGUAUGAAACAUUAAAACGCGGCACUCAUUUAUGUUGUAUGCACAUCGACACAACUUGUAAAUGUAUGUAUAAUCCCUAUAAAAAGCAUGUUUAAUAUAAAGUCACAAAUUAUUCACGGCUCAUAUUAUUAUAUUUGUAGUUAGGUAGUUAAUUAAUAGUUUGGACAUUUGGUGCUAAUGAAUUAAACAAAAAAAAAAUCAGUCCAAAAUUAGGUGUAUUCUGUACGGCUAUAUUUUACUUAUGAGUCGAUUUGUUUGUAAUCCUUAAAUUAGUUCAAAUUGUUUAACAUAUCUCUCUUCAAUCAUGACGGUGUAUCAGAAUGUUAUCUGUUGCCAGUUUACUAAACUAAUUAUAUUAUAUAAUUAUAUGUGUUUAUUUUAAAGGGCACUUAGUUAUUUACUUGUUUAUUAUUUUAGCGAAGCAAACUGUAUAUUUUUGUAAAAAGAUGGAGUUUAGGCGCUUGGCGGUAUUUUGAGAUACCAUGAGUGCCGGCAAGGAUCACUAAUGAUUGGUGGUUGGAUGAUGCAGAUAUUUUAACAUACUUAGAUGAUUUGAUGCUAUUAAUUAUUGACUGUUAACUUUCACUUACUCUUACCAAAGGCAAUAAUUUGAUCUAGAUGUAAAUAUUAUAUCACUCGGAAUAGAUUAUAUUGUAAUCAAUGCAUGCUUGAGUUUAAGAAAGUUACCAGUCAAAUUGUUCCAAAUAUGGAACAAGGUUUUAUACCUUAUUACCAAUCAUUCAUGAUCCUUGAGGGCACUAGUAAACUGAGACACUCAUGUGGUGUACGGUGUACUACCUACUCGUAUGCGUGUCACAUAUCACUCUAUUAUUGUGUAUCUGUAAAUGAAAGUUAUGCGGCUGUGUGUAAAUAAUUAUUUUCAUGAUAUAUUAAUUAAUGCGUUCAUCCGAUAGUUUCCUGGUUUUCGUCAUGUUUCGAACGUAGUUAGUGCCUUAUUUGAAAAUACGUGAAUAACUUUGUAUCACAAUGUUGUUACCUCAACCCAUUUGCGAACCGAGGUCCCUACCGCGUGGGACAUAUCUGGCACACAAGGCACCUUGUCAGUAUAAUUGUGAUAUAGUUAAGUUUAUUUUUGCUCAAAAUUACUUUCUCUCUGACCUGUGUACUUAUCAUUCAUGAAAUUUGUAAGACUGUAUUUUAUUUUGUUGUGUAACAUUGUUAGUUAGCUCCAGGUUAUAAAUAUAGUUAUUUUGAGAUUGUA